GAUUGCGAAUCUUUUCGGAGGGCAGAAGUCUACCGUUAUAACAUUGAUCAACGCUAUGUAUGGUGGAUCUGUUACUCUGUUUUUUUUCAUUGCCAAGAUAGUGCACGAUGCCGGGUUUUCGAUCAACCUUAUCUUCUUCGUCAUGGCCGGUUCCGUUGUCUUUUUCAACAUCAACACCUUCCUCGUCCUUCCUACCAAGUAUAUCCCCUGGCCUCUUCCAGAGGGGUACAGACUAAUCACCUGUUGUACCCCUAGGACCCCUCCAGAGGCGACAGAAGAUUGCGCAUACGAUAACCAAGGGUACCAAGAGAACCAAUCUGACGAGGUGAUGGGUGUAAAUGAGUACUCCAGGCAGACUAACACUGGUUCGGAACGCAGGAAAAGUAGUAUUUAUGAAGGUCGGAGAAUGAGCCUGUUAAUUGCAAUGGAUACAAAAAGUGAGGCGGUCGACGGUGGCAUCUCCGAGGCUGAGGAACGAAAGGAGGAGGAGUAUGGAAGCCUCAGGUCAUGCCUCCUUUCGAUGCCAUUUUGGCUGAUACUUCUCUGGCAGGUAUUCCUACAGUUGGACGUUUACUUUACCUUUGGAACCCUGAACUUCUUCUUGACAAGACUGUCCAACGGUGAUGAGGAUCUCGUGAGUUGGUACACAAACGUCUUCGCUAUUACACAGUUCUUCACCAUCAUCGUUGGUCCUCUUGGUGGUCUUCUCAUGGAUAGGAAUAGCAUCUCGAUGUUGUGUUCGAAAUCCAAGAAACCAAAGGACAAAGGUCCUUACGCCGAGAUGCGAGAUAGCUGUCUCCCUCUGGCGUUAACCACAGUAGCUUCAAUUGGCUACUCCAUCUGUCUCUUGAUUCCAAACCUUCAGAUCCAGUAUCUAACUUUCAACCUCAUUCUCGUAGCGACUUCUCUACUCUACGGAGUCGGGUUGGCCGUUGUAACAGUGGUAUUUCCAAUGAAGUAUUUUGUCAGUGUUUACGGAGCCCUUCGAACCAUCAGUGGAUUCUUCACGUUACUCCAGUACCCAAUCUUCAUCCUGCUCCAGAAAUAUCUCGAUGAUGACCCUUUUUGGGUGACCAUUGCAUUCAUAAUUGGUGAUAUCUUCACGUUCACCUUACCUGCUGCCCUCUACGUUCUCAGUAAACGGAAAAGUUAAACGGACGACAACAAGUUGUGAGCUGUCGGCACCAUCAGUCACGACGUUUGGAGUUAUGGGGGCACGUCCC
Molecule: messenger RNA, 1223 nt
Organism: Strongylocentrotus purpuratus (purple sea urchin)
Lineage: Eukaryota; Metazoa; Echinodermata; Echinoidea; Camarodonta; Strongylocentrotidae
Product: solute carrier family 43 member 3-like
Exons: 6
Coding region: 56-1153 (365 amino acids)
Source: RefSeq, a predicted model, not a curated record